AUGAUGCUAUCACUUAAACAGCUAUGCGCAGUUCUUGCCUCUGCAGGGACCUUGGUGCUGGCACAGAGAGACAACCUCGGCCUCAACAAUGGCUACAUCGACCUCAAGACAGAGUACUUCAAAGCCCGCAUUGUUCGCGACGCUCAAGUUCUCGUAUCCUUGACCUCGGCAGACGGCACUUUUGACUUUCUGCCAUUUGAUCGAAUUGAUGUUCGCGCCCAGAAUGGGCAGUAUCACUGGGGCGAUAUCACAUACCGAUAUCGAAAACAGGGCGGUUCGGCGUGGACGAGUGGUGAUACUGCUCAAAAGCGUGGGCCAGUGAAGAAGGUCAGUACAAGCAAGGCUCUUGCAGCUUCAGAGCUUGGCCCGACCCUCCCAGACAGCCCUCUCAGCAUCACUCGCGAAUGGCUUGACGUCGACGGCGAUCUGGGUCUUCGCUUCACUAUUUCCAAUAGCGGAGACGACACCAUCGAACUUGGAAGCCUUGGAUUCCCGGCCGAGUUCAACAGUAUCUUCACCAACAGAACAGCCGAGGAGAUGCAAGCCCAUUGCUCUCUCUCAGACCCCUACAUCGGUCAAGACGCUGGUCAAAUCCGUAUCGCACCAGUCAAAGGCACUGGCAAUGGUCUCGUCGUCACGCCUCUGGAUGGAACCAAGACACCACUUGAGGCUUACCGGGAUCUGAAGGAGCCGUGGUUCGAGUCAACUGGCUAUGCAAGUCAGACGUUUGAAGGGUUCUAUGAGUGGCAAGUCCUCACCAAGGCAUGGGCAGAAAAUGAAUGGAAGAGUCAAGAACCUUGGAACGAACCAACUUCGAAGAUCUUAAAGCCUGGCGAGUCGCUGAAAGUUGGCGUCCGGUUCUCUUUAUCCAAGUCUGUUCGCGACUUUGACAAGGUCAUUCGUGAGACUGGAAACCCCGUUGCAGUUGGAGUUCCUGGAUACAUCAUCCCACGAGAUCUAGCUGCCCAACUCUUUCUUCAGAGUGAUAGUGGUGUCGCUUCAAUAAUCGUCUCACCCAAGGGUGCGCUUGGAGUUAAGAUGGAUAGCGAGAAGAAGUACACCCUCACCCCCUCAUCCUCCACUUGGGGACGAGUUCGCGUCACCAUUACUUACGACGAUGGCAAGGUGCAGACUGUCCACUAUUACGUUACAAAGGCAACAACAGAGACUCUCAGUGACCUUGGUGGUUUCCUAACCACCAAAGCUUGGUUCAACGACUCAUCAGAUCCUUUUAAGAGAUCUCCGUCGGUCAUGACCUACGACUACGAGAAGGGCGCCAUCGUUGAACAAGAUCCUCGAGUCUGGAUUGCAGGUCUCAGUGACGAAGGUGGUACUGGUGCUUAUGUCGCGGCCAUGCUCAAGCAAGUGGUUCAACCAAAUGCUGAGGAGAUUUCCAAGCUGGACGAGUUUAUUCAGACGACGAUUUGGGGUCGACUUCAAGGGCAAGACUACGGAGUACGCAAGUCCCUCUUCUACUACGACCCCAAAGUAGACUACCCGUAUAGCAAAGAUAUUGACUGGACCUCCUGGACAUCAUGGAACAAGGAAGCCUCGGAGAGUCUUGACCGUGCGUAUAAUUACGUUCACGUCGUUGUGGCUUACUGGUCUAUGUAUCGUGUCGCACGAGCAUAUCCAGAGCUGACAUCCAAACCUUGGACUUGGUACUUGAACCAGGCUCAAAAAACCAUUAUUCGCAUGACCCAGAAGGAUGUGUCAUACAGAGACGUUGGCCUGAUGGGCGAGACGGUUUUCGGGGAGGUACUGACGGAUUUGGAACGAGAGGGAAAUAAUACCGCAGCAGAUGCUGUCGAGAGCGCGAUGAAGGAGCGUGCUGGGCUUUGGCACUCGCAGGACAUUCCUUAUGGAAGUGAGAUGGCAUGGGAUUCAACGGGCCAGGAAGGCGUAUACUACUGGACCAGGUACUUUGGCUUCGAUGAUUCAGUCCAGAAGACUAUCAACAGCGUUCUAGGAUACAUGCCCAAUGUGCCUCACUGGGGAUGGAACGGCAAUGCUCGUCGAUACUGGGACUUUAUCUACGGAGGAAAGCUUCAGAGGAUCGAGCGACAGAUCCACCACUAUGGAUCUGGCUUGAACUCUCAAGUUCUGCUGUCGGCUUUUCGUGAUAACCCAUCCGACUCUUACCUCCUUCAUGUCGGGUACGCUGGCUCGUUUGCACCUCUGACCAACAUCAAUGAAGAUGGUUUUCCCAGCGCGGCCUUUCAUUCACGACCGGAUACUCUCAAGUGGGAUGGUAUCACUGGCGAUUACGGCGGUGGCUUCAUUGGUACGGUAUUGAACUCGGGCACUUACGUCGCUGAUGACAAAGGCCUUGGCAUGGUAGCUUUUGGAGGCUCCAUCUCAAAGAAAGGAGAUCAUUACACUGUUCAACCAAAAGAUGCUGUACGAAAGAGAGUCUUCAUUGGACCUUUGAAGGUUAUGGUUACUGUUGACGCUGGAUCCAUUAGCGAGUUCACCUUCGACACAACUCUGAAAACAGUCUCAGUAACGCUGUCACAGACAGAGAACUCUCCUAGGGCAGCCAAAGCCGCGGUAUGGAUUGAAUCAACGGGUGCUGGAGAGUGGCAACUCAACGGGAAGGAUGUUGAGAAGGGGCGAGGAGGAUGGAUUGUACCUCUCCCUAGCUCCGGUUCUGUCAGUUUGUCGGUGAGCCAGCUGUAG
This is a messenger RNA of Fusarium redolens, 2679 nucleotides long. RefSeq lists its product as uncharacterized. The record is from RefSeq and is a predicted model, not a curated record. The transcript has 2 exons. The coding region runs from base 1 to 2679 and encodes 892 amino acids. Lineage: Eukaryota; Fungi; Ascomycota; Sordariomycetes; Hypocreales; Nectriaceae.